AUGUCUGUAUUCAUGGCCACAGCAAAACGGGCUGGAGCUAGGACUCUCAAUGCCACACAGAACACACGGAUCGCCAUUUCAUCACUUUCGUCCACGGCAACGAACUUGCCUUGUACGGAGGCAGGUGCAAAACUAACUACCGUACCUAUCCUUAGCCGUAACCUCUCUAACAGCACCCAACUAAACACAUACGUUGAUGAGCACGAUCCCGAGAGCCGGUUUGCGAUAAAUACUGAGCGUAACGAAUACUCGAAAUCAGGUACAGAUAACGCUGUCGCCGCACAAGAUUCUGCAUGGGAUCUGAAGAAUCACACGCCAGAACAGGCAAAAGAGAAGUCCGAAGUGGAGUCAGCACAGAAUGGAAGAAAUAAGGCAAGCCCAUUGGAGGUCAGUCCCGCCAACCAAGAAGUAUCGAAAUUUACAGAUGAAACUGGGCGUGGCGCUUUUAUUAUGCAUGGCCCAAGUAAAAGAAUAUCGCCGAAGAAGGGUAAGAGGGUGGACUAUGGAGGCGGGGAAAUUAUUGAGGAAGACAACAACCACGAGGCUACGAAGAUGUAA
This is a messenger RNA of Ophidiomyces ophidiicola, 558 nucleotides long. RefSeq lists its product as uncharacterized. Lineage: Eukaryota; Fungi; Ascomycota; Eurotiomycetes; Onygenales; Onygenaceae. The record is from RefSeq and is a predicted model, not a curated record. The coding region runs from base 1 to 558 and encodes 185 amino acids. The transcript has a single exon.